Messenger RNA from Physeter macrocephalus (sperm whale), 4284 nucleotides. RefSeq names its product leucine rich repeat containing 40 (gene LRRC40). Gene Ontology annotation, molecular function: protein binding. The transcript is spliced from 16 exons. The record is from RefSeq and is a predicted model, not a curated record. NCBI's taxonomy places the organism in Eukaryota, Metazoa, Chordata, Mammalia, Artiodactyla, Physeteridae. Bases 802 to 2460 code for a protein of 552 amino acids.
CAGUAUAGAUAUUGCAGCUCUUUUUCAUUGGACGAGAUAAAAUGAAAGUAGAAUUGUAAAGGAGGUAUUGAUUGUUGCCUUGUGCUUGCAUGACCAUGGCAGAACAGUAGUGUAGGAAUGUUUUUGAGUGACUCAUCAAAAACUCAAUGAAAGUAAGAGGGGCUAGUAUUUGGAACAAAAGAAUGCUGUAAAUUCUAAAGGAAACCACACUAUUGCACUGACAAGAACAUUGGUAAGUGGAUAAUUUAUUAAAUAAGCCAAUUAAAUUAGUUUGGAAACCAUAUUAUUUGAAAGAGAAAUAUGGGUGUAAGGCUAUCAUUCCUUAUCCUGAAGAGAGCAGUUUGGUUAGUUUCUGUUUGUGGAAUUAAGUAAAUAGGUCUAGGGCUUCUAGGCCUCAAGAUGUCAUGUUGUCUGUUUUAGGAUAAUGAAAAUUUGCCAUGUUCAGUUUGUACAGUUUGUUGUGACAGAAUAAAAAGUGUAACACAAAUCAUAUGUUUACUAAGAUUUUAAAAUAACCACCCUUAAAUCUGUAUUAACCAUGUUCUGCUUUACUAUUUAGCUUAACUCUGUAUUUUGAUUCCUGAUUGUCUUAAUGGAAUUUACUGUUAUAUUCUAAAAAGCUAAUGAGAAUUAACCAAAGUAUCCAGAUUUUAUAACAAAUAAUUCCAGAAAGAAACUACGCUUCCAGUAUCCUGGACUUCAGGAAAGAAGUGUUCUCUUCAUGCAUUCUAAAAUAAUGAUGGUUCAGGUGCUCUAAACCACAAAGAUAUAUUCCUUUGAAUCAACCUAAAGCUGCAACUGAUGCCUCAGUGUGUUUGGAGAAUAAAUGUGGAUAUCCCUGAAGAAGCUAAUCAGAAUCUUUCAUUCAGUGCUACUGAGCGAUGGUGGGAACAGACAGAUUUGACCAAACUAAUCAUAUCCAACAAUAAACUUCAGUCACUUACUGAUGACCUCCGACUCCUUCCUGCACUGACUGUUCUUGAUAUACAUGAUAAUCAGCUGACAUCUCUUCCUUCUGCUAUAAGAGAGUUAGAAAAUCUUCAGAAACUUAAUGUCAGCCAUAACAAACUGAAAAUACUCCCUGAAGAAAUUACAAAUCUAAGAAACCUGAAGGGCCUAUAUCUCCAGCAUAAUGAACUAACUUGCAUACCAAGGGGAUUUGAACAACUUUCCAACUUAGAAGAUUUAGAUCUUUCGAACAAUCAUCUUACAACUGUUCCUGCUAGUUUUGCUUCUCUAUCCAGCCUGCUGCAACUCAAUCUUUCCAGUAAUCAACUGAAGAGUUUGCCUGCAGAAAUAAGUGGAAUGAAAAGAUUAAAGCAUUUGAAUUGUAAUUCAAAUCUCUUGGAAACUAUACCUUCUGAAUUGGCUAGCAUGGAAUCACUGGAAUUGCUUUAUUUGCGGAGGAAUAAAUUACGUUUUCUACCGGAAUUUCCUUCUUGUAAAUUAUUAAAGGAAUUACAUGUAGGUGAAAACCAGAUUGAAAUGUUAGGGGCAGAACACCUUAAGCAUCUGAAUUCUAUCCUUGUGCUAGACCUGCGAGAUAACAAGUUAAAAUCUGUUCCAGUUGAAAUUACACUCCUGCAAUCUUUGGAAAGGCUUGACCUAAGCAACAAUGAUAUUAGUAGUCUGCCCUGUUCAUUGGGAGAACUUCAUUUGAAAUUCCUGGCACUAGAAGGAAAUCCUUUGAGAACGAUUCGAAGAGAAAUUAUAAAUAAAGGAACCCAAGAAGUCUUAAAAUAUCUACGAAGCAAGAUUAAAGAUGAUGGACCUAGCCAAAGUGAUUCUGUUACUGAGACUGCCAUGACACUACCAAGUGAAUCUAGAGUCAAUGUACACGCCAUCAUCACAUUAAAAAUAUUAGACUAUAGUGAUAAACAAACAACUUUGAUUCCUGAUGAAGUGUUUGAUGCAGUAAAAAGUAACAUUAUCACUUCUGUUAACUUCAGUAAGAAUCAGCUAUGUGAAAUUCCCAAAAGGAUUGUGGAACUGAAGGAAAUGGUUUCUGAUGUCAAUCUCAGUUUUAAUAAGCUUUCCUUUAUAUCCUUGGAAUUAUGUAUGCUUCAAAAAUUAACUUUUUUAGAUCUCAGAAAUAAUUUUUUAAAUUCUUUGCCUGAAGAAAUGGAAUCAUUGAUAAGACUACAAACAAUCAACCUUUCCUUUAAUAGGUUCAAAAUACUACCUGAAGUUCUGUAUAGAAUUCCCACACUUGAAACAAUUUUGAUUAGUAACAAUCAGGUUGGAUCUGUGGACCCUCAGAAAAUGAAGACAAUGGAAAAUCUGAUUACAUUGGACCUUCAAAAUAAUGACCUUCUACAAAUUCCACCAGAGCUCGGGAAUUGUGUGAACUUAAGGACAUUGCUACUAGAUGGAAAUCCAUUCCGUGUUCCUAGAGCAGCCAUAUUAAUGAAAGGAACAGCUGCUAUUCUGGAAUAUUUGAGAGACCGAAUUCCUACUUAGAUUGGAGUUGUUACAUAAUCUUGGUCAUGUUAAUUCUUAGAGUUCUUAGAUUGGUAACUAACAUAUUUCUAAGGUAUCAUGUACAUUUAUAAUGGUGUAACUACGUAUAGUGUUCAUACAUUUGCUCUGAAUGUUUUGCAUAAGAUUUAUCCUCACUUUCAUUCUCUUAUAACACAGCAAACAGUUUCUUCAGAAGUGAAUUUUUAUUUAUCAUAGUUUAAUAUUUUUAUAAUGACAAAGCAUUGUUGCAGAGGUGGGUUUUUUUUUUUCCCAUUUCUGUUUGUGUUACGUAUAUUAUGACCAAUUGACUUGAAUAUGACCAUCCAAUUUCUACCUUUUUAUUGGAUAUAAAAUUGAAUUGAAUUUUAUUUAAUACUGUUCUUUGGCAUUUAAAAAAAUAAGACUUUUCAUUAUCCAUAAUAGGACUUUUAUGAUGUGGUUGGUGUCAGUAUAAGUUUCAAAUUAAUAUUUACUGUCUUGUUUUGUUUAUGUAGUUGAAAUGUUUUUUCCUAGCCUUUUUUACAUGUUUCAUGAAAUCAUUUUGUCGGGGUUUCUAAUGUCACAGAAGUGCUACAUAAGAUAUAGUUAUUGGUGGAGAAAAUAGUAAAAGUGUUGUUAUAAUUGCUCUCACAAUUCUGAAUUUAAAACUUGACAGGGUUUUUUUUUUUUUUAAGAUGUCUUAGUGUUAAGUUUCUAUACGGUAAUCUAGUACUUCUAGAUUCAACAAAUUUAAAGAAACUGGAUCUGCACAUUUUUUCCUCAGAGCGUGAGCAUUUAAAAAAUACCUUUUGUUCUUUGAAAAAAAAGUACUGAAAUUUUAUUAAUUUUUAUGGAUAACAGCAACAGAAAAUAAUAGCAUAUACUACAUAGAAAUCUUGAAAUGCAUUUUGUUUAUAUACUUACUAAGCAGGUAUUUGUAUAUAUAAUUACUCUGUUGAUGUGUUCUAAUCCAUCCUUGUGCAUUUUUUUUAUUUCCACGGUCUUAAUUUUUAAAUUUGCUUGUAGUCAUGUGGUAAUUUGCUAAAAGGGAACUUGUUAUAUUUGAUAAAAAUCAAAUAUAAACAUUUGUAUUUAUACCAAAAAUAUCAGAAGUAGGCUAGUCAGUCAUUAUAAAACAUACUAUGUGAUUCUAUUAAGUAACUAAUCAAUAGAAUGUAUAUUAGUUUAUAUAAAUAGAUGGGUGGAUAGGUACGUAGGUAGGUGGAUGGAUGGAUAGAUAGCUUUUGGAUGAUUGAGACAUGCUCAUAUUAUGAAAAAAAAUCAUUGCUAAUAAAGAUAAAUACUACAUGUUCAUUAAAAAGUUACAUUUUUCAAAUAUUGAUUACAAUGUUUAUGUUUUUGGUUUAAAAGAAACAUGCCCUUCUCAUACAACAACUCUGUGGCUGCCUAAGAAAUCUGCUUCGGUAUUAAACAAAAGACAUUUUACAAUAAGGUGACAUUUUAUUAUUUAUACAAUAAAGAGACUUUUAUGUUAUUCAAAACACUUUUUAAAUACUGAAAAAGUUGAGUACACCAAAGCCGAAAAAUGGCUCUGCUAUACACUGCACAGCAUUAUUUUAGUCCCUGUAUUUUGUAUCUGUACAGAAAGCAUCUUCAAAAUGCAUUCUUAUCACAUUGUACACCUUUACUGAUUAGUGUCAAUACGUAAAAUAAAACUGGAGAAUACAGCUUACAUUUGCAAAUUAACUGACAAAGUAAUUUCACUGAUUCAGUAAAUUUAAAAUAUAGAUUCAUAGGACUUCUUUGCACAUAAAAUGAAGCAGCUUUCAAGGUUGUCAUGGUCUCAUACUGCAAAAAAACCGUUAACUACAUUCACAAUCUAUG